AUGUUGGUAGCCAAGUUAGACUCUACUAACUUGGACAACGAACUUUUCAGCACGUUAUGGAGCUUACUCCAGAAAAAUGCACCUCCAACUCAUUUCAUUGAGGAAUCAAAGCUUCUUUUAAACGCACUUAUAUUUUACUUCUCUUGUAGAAACGCUCCCGGUGGAAAUACGUACACUUAUGGAUCAUUCCUAACAGGAGUUUUGUUUCAGAAAAGCAAACGAUUUCUAUUCUUGGCAAACGUUUUACUGCCAGAAUUGUUACGACACUUGCAAAAGAUACUAAUUUCCACCACUGAUGCAAGAUUACAGUGGUCAGCUUUCAUCAACAUAGUCACUCAUGUCUGGUGCUUCAACACAUUCCUCCAAUUUCUGUCAUCAAACAACGGAUAUCUAUCGCUCACCCAUAAACUACUACGAAUAAAACCAAAGUUAGGCAACACGUCCGAGUUUUACACAGCAACAAUCAACUCCAACAUACAGUUUUACAACUCGCAGCUCCUUUACAAUGCAAUCUUGCAACUUCUGAAAAGCCACAUUUUCAAAUCAAGAACCUUUAGCACCCUUCUAAAAAGAAGGAAACCAUUACCUAAUACAAUACCUAGGUCCAAGGACAAUUGCCCUAAUUGCCGAAACGCUCCAGUUAACCCAUAUGUAGCCACUUGCUGCGGGUCACAGUACUGCUACAUUUGCAUGCUGAAAUGUAUUCAAUCCAAAAGUUGCAGUUUCUGCGACUCCACGUCCAUACAUGGGAAGCCACUUUACAAUCAUUCCGUCACUAAGCUAAAGGAGAACACAUAA
Messenger RNA from Lachancea meyersii CBS 8951, 798 nucleotides. The record is from the annotation of a GenBank genome assembly. Lineage: Eukaryota; Fungi; Ascomycota; Saccharomycetes; Saccharomycetales; Saccharomycetaceae.